Molecule: messenger RNA, 742 nt
Organism: Caretta caretta (loggerhead turtle)
Lineage: Eukaryota; Metazoa; Chordata; Testudines; Cheloniidae
Gene: RSL24D1
Product: ribosomal L24 domain containing 1
Biological process (GO): ribosomal large subunit biogenesis
Cellular component (GO): nucleolus
Molecular function (GO): structural constituent of ribosome
Source: RefSeq, a predicted model, not a curated record
AGGUGUAUUCGGUCACUUCCCGCGGCGCGGCGCGGCGUGGCCAGGCGGCUGGGUGCCGGGAGGGUUCAGUCGGCAGCAAGAUGCGCAUCGAGAAGUGUUAUUUCUGCUCCGGGCCCAUCUACCCGGGGCACGGGGUCAUGUUCGUGCGGAACGACUGCAAGGUCUUUAGAUUCUGCAGAUCAAAAUGCCACAAAAACUUUAAAAAGAAACGAAAUCCCAGAAAGGUCAGAUGGACCAAAGCCUUCCGAAAAGCAGUUGGUAAAGAACUAACAGUGGAUAAUUCAUUUGAGUUUGAAAAACGUAGAAAUGAGCCAGUGAAAUACCAGAGAGAGCUGUGGAGCAAAACCGUUGAUGCAAUGAAGAGAGUGGAAGAGAUCAAACAAAAACGCCAAGCUAAAUUUAUCAUGAACAGAUUAAAAAAGAGCAAAGAACUGCAGAAGGCACAAGACAUCAAAGAAGUCAAGCAAAACAUACACCUUGUUCGGGCUCCACAUGCCGGCAAAGGAAAACGGCUGGAGGAGAAAAUGGUUCAGAAAUUGCAAGAGGAUAUAGCUAUGGAAGAAGAGUCCUAAAAACCUUGUCCCUUGUCUCUUUCUUUGUUUCUUUCUUUGUUUCUUUCUUUCCCUCCUCAACUUACUUACGGUUUUUUGACUCGCCUCUUCAGAGUUCUGACUUGUGCAUUAUUGAUUCUUCUGAUAUUUGUUCAUUGAAAUGAAAGGUGAUUAAACACACCCUAGAUGCA